AUGAACGAAAGUGAAUGGAGACCUUGCUGGAUUCGUGGUGGAAUACUUGAAGAAUUCACUUGGAUUGGCAAAGAUGUUUUGGCAUGGACUUCGGGAUUCUAUAUAAUAUUUUUUAACGUUGUACAAAAUAAGGUUAGUUUACGUUGGUGCUCGAAGCAGUCUACUGGCGAAGGAGCCAAGUGCAUAUCGGGACAUCCGAACCUCAUGCUGUUUGCGUUCUCCGAGAAAGUUUCAAAUCCCAGAAUUUUGAUCCAGUCAUAUCCGUCUAUGAAUAAGAUUAUAGAAUUGACACGUGGUUCUGCCAAUGGAUAUCUGGCUAUCACUUUCACUACUCGGGAUUGGCUGGUCUCCUUAGGAUCAUUGCCACAAUUCUCAUUGAUUAUCUGGUCCUGGCGUACUGGUGAGAGGAUAAUCAGCGUUGAUACACAGGCUAACAAUUUGGAAGGACAGAAACUCAGGGCGACAUAUCUGGGCAAGUGCUUAAUUGCUCAUCUGAAUCAAGAAACUGGAAAUGUUCACAUAUGGGAAGCAAAUACUUCUGGAAAAACUGUACUCCUCACAGAUUAUCGUAUCAAAUUUCCGCAUCUCGUAAAGGCACAUGGAAUGGAUUGGGGAUAUGAUUCGGGAACGCUUUUAUUAGCAAUCACUGAUAAGCGCUCGGAUGUUUAUCUGUGCCAUCAAGACGGUACAAAUUUGCAACGGGUCGUUAUCACGCAACGCUGUCAGGAAUGUGUCAGCGAUCAGUUGCCAGAAAUAUGUUGGUACAAUGGUGGAAUAAUAUUGAAGACAACCUUCUGUCAGAUACGUUUUUACAGAAAAACUGAAAAGAAUCAAUGGCGAAAAUUGUGGUAUAUCAAAACCGAUUACACACCCUACAGUCUAAGAUCGAAUUCAUUUAAAACAAAUCGUCUGUACUGUCACACGCGCGAAGGCGAUCUCUUGCAAAUAUAUUUUGCGGAAGGUCAGGAUACAGCCGUUCUAGAGACUCGUUUGGAAUAUGGCAGAAAAUAUCGUUUUGCGAACUUUCUGUAUCCUUGGGGACAUCAUUUAACAGUCACCGACGAAACGCGCAAGCUUGGUGUUAUAGAUGCGCAUUUUGGCAAAAACGUGGCUGAAGUUAACCUACCGUUUUCCGAUGGCAUAUCCGAACACGUGACUCAUCCAGAUUAUCCAAUGGCAGCGUUGACCAGUAUCAGCGGUGAAAUUAUUCUCCUGGGUUUGAUUAACCCAGAGGCGCCACAAGUCAUUUUGCAUUAUCAGUUACAAACUGACUGUCUGGAUUUGCUCAAGUUUUCACGCUGCGCUAAUUAUGUGAUAGCAAGCCAAUCAACAACUGGCAAUUGUUUUUGUAUUGAAUUAUCACACACGAGGCCCUUUGAAGUGGUAGCACAACUACAGGCAAAACGACAAAUAGUAGACGUAUUGCUGUACGAAUCUCUCAGUGGAUAUUUGAAACUACUUGUACUUCACGUGUCAUCGAAACAAGCUGCCAUCGGUCAUCAAAUAAUUCUCUAUGAUCAGCCAGUUGGUCAGUUGCUGUUUACUGAUCCUAUCUAUAUGUUGGAACUUGGCAAUGGCUUCAGGUCCUUACAUUACAGUCCAGAUAGUGAAACAGGUUUUAUUGGGACCCCUUAUUUGUCUAAACAAUUGCACGUUUUUGAGAUGCAAGAAUGGAAGGACGUAAGUCUUUUGGAUGCUCUCAAUACCGGGCAUGAGGUACGACAGGCUAACAUAUUUAGUGACAGACAUUGGAUUGGUACCAGUGCAAUGGAUGGUCGUGUGGUUAUCAGAGAUAAAAAUAUAAACAGCAUUGUAGUUAAAUUGAUGCCUCAUCAUAGAUGGGACUUAGGUUCUAGAAAUGUGUUUAUGGGAUUAUCUGGUGACUUGAUAAUUGCCUUAGGCUAUAAUGGUUCCUUAGUGGCCAUGAAAUUGUCUAAGGACGAAGAACCAGAUUCGGCUACCCCAGAAAAUGUAUAUCGCAUCAAUUGGGAUGAAUACACUAAACACAGGGAUGUUAUUCUGGCCGAUUAUGGUACCCUGGAUCCAUUAAUAUCUGAAAUGCUGAUGAGAACUCCGGUUAAUUUUACGGUUGACGAAGGGUCGUUGAAACUAUCCUGGAUAGAGUGGCGAUUGCAACAAGAAGUAUCUGAGGAGGCUGAAGGAUGCGCUUCGAACAAGGAUGUCAUUAAAAAAAAUUUUAAUGCCCUUAGAUAUAAAGUGACCAAACUCUUGGACAUCAACGAGAACUGUCCGGAAAUUGAAAGAUUGCCAUUAUCAGAAUUCGACCUGGACAAAGUGACUCGUGAGCAGAAGAUGAAGGUUGCCAGGGAUGAGAGAGAAGAUGCAAGGCUGGAACUGGAGUCGAAUUGCAUCUCGAUGGAUCGCGUGUCCAAUUGGCUGAAGACGACUUUCUGGGACCCCCAAAAAGUCAAGGGCCAGUCGAUUUUCUCGAUAUUCGGUAGCAUCGAAGUCACGAACUACGCCUUUGUUGCUGAACAUCCUCACGCUCAGGAAUAUCUUAGGUGGUCCCAAUUCUCAAAAGAUGUUAUAUCCAAUAUCAUGGAGAACGACAGCUUUUGCCCAUGGAGAGUUUACACGGACUCCCAAUUGAAAAUUGAACUGAAUAAGCAAGUCAGACUGCAUCGCAGCGACGAGAAGCAACGUAUAGAUGCACUUCUCUUAGCUGCAGAAGAAGAUGAGGACAAAGGAAUAGAUGCUGCUGAGAUUAAUAAUCAAAGAGCAAUGGAAGGUAUGACUACUUAUAGAUUCAUCGAACCCUCAUCGCAUUUUCAUCCACAAUUUAGUGUCUAUAGCUUUUGUCAUAUGAUCUAUGACAAUAGAAACUUGGUACAGGACUGUAUGAAUCUACGUAAAUACUUCAAUAAAUUAUUUAAUGAUAUGUAUGGCGUGAAAGAGCGUGAAAUGACGUUCGUGCAAGAGAGAAAUGAGAGAUUGAGAUAUAUUGAUUCCGAAUUGAAUAUUAUGUUCGGUCAGAAUAUUCCGGAAGUCCCAAUGGAGCCAGAAUGGCAUCACAAGGAAAAACCAGAGAGCAUCAUUAGAGUCAUGGAACAGGAAGUGAAGGCGAAGCCAUACAUUUCUCCAUCUCAACAGGAAAUAUUAGAUAGACAAACCAUGGAAGCAGAUCGACUGAGGUUGCUUCUACUGGCUGAUGACUUUCGCGAGAAGGCACUGAUGGCAAUGAUGGAUGGUGUCCUGGAAGUGCGCUGGGAGGACAUCAUUAAGAAGGAUGAACCGAAGCCUCAGUGUAUGCUAAUGAAAGAACCGGACGAGUACACAGCAGAAGAUAUACUUUUGGUACAGCAAUACGAGAGCAAUGUGGAAUUUCUACAGCACGAGCGAGAGAGAUACAGGAGAAUUUUGGAAUCCGAUUUCCAGAAAGUCAGCGGACUUCUGAAGGAGGGUAUUGAUAAGUUUAACAGUCGUCUUCGUGAAUUCUUUCAAACGAGACUGAAAGUCGAAGCAGCAACGCUUCAAUUGAAUUUGCGCUACGUGAGGAUAUGCCUGAGGAAUUUUCAACUAUUGAAACUCUUCAUGGAGGAUGACCUUAUCAGAGAGAAGAUCGCUUCGAAACAGAAAGAUUUAUCAUUGAUAAUGGAACAUGUACGUAUCUUACAAAAUUCUACUACGGAAUUGCGCGUGAAUUUUGAAUCCUUCUCUUAUCGUGAAAAGUCGAUAGAAAAAAAGUUCAGGUCAGAAUUUCAUACCGUUGGUAAGGGAUUACUUGAAUUGUUGAUAAGGCAGUACAAGAGGAGACCUUAUACAGUACCAAAAGAAAUAUUGUCCUGUGACCUAUUGGAAGUAGGAAAGUGUGCGGCAACUUUCACAAAAUCAACCCUGAUUCCUCAAUCUUGUAUCGAUUAUGUCAAAGCACUGGACCUCUUAGAUAUUCGUCCUGCAACAUUGCCACAGUCCAUAGACUCUGGGCACUGGGACCAUCUGGUCAAGGCACGUCGACACAAAAUAGAAAUGGAAAUGAAAAUAAAAGCGAUAGCUGCAGAUAUAUUGGAAGCGGAACAUACUAUCAUGGAAUUAAAUAAGAAAAUUACAAGACACAAAACCGAGAUAGAUAACCUGAGGGAGCAAUUGGGCAAACUGCACCAGGACAAGAUCGACUUUGCUCAGAACGUGGAGACUCAAUUCGUGCUGAAGAUGGGCCAGGUCGAAAUUCAACCUAAUGGGCAUCUUAGGGACACGAGGAACGCCAUCUUCAUACCCAGAUACGAAGUCGAGAAAGUUAAUCAGGCGAUAUUAAAUGCAGGUGAUAAGAAGUUACAGGCCAUGACCAGGACCAUUAAUUUUCAUAGAGGUAUACUCAUCAAGGAAUGGACACACAAAUAUUUCAAAAUGAAAAUUGAAGAUUUACGGGAAGAAUUGUCCUCUAUUGCAAAUGUAAAUGUUACUAGAGAUAUUCAAGUAUACUUGAAACGCAAAGCUAAGAACAUCAAGGAUGAUAAGAUUGCGCAGCAGCUGGAACGAGAACUAGAGGUGAUGCACAGAAUCUUUGAAAAAUCCUUGAAAGAUUGGCUCCUCAAGAUGAAUGAUGUUGAUAAUAAGAUCCAGACAACUAAGAGGAAUAAUUCACUCCUCGACAAAAGUAUUACGGAAACGAACGUAACUAGAUGCGAAAUGGAAUUACAGAGAAACUUGACUGCCGAGGAGGAGGAAGAAGAAUGUCGCGAUGGUAGGAUGAAGAUGAUCGUGGAAAGAUCAGAACUGAUGAGGAAGCUCCAGGAAAAUUAUGCUGAGCUCUUGGUAAUGCAAACGGAACACGAGCUUCUUCGUCUACGGAGAUUUCCUGCACUUGAUUGUUUCAGGACUCUGUACGAUGACGUUAAUGAUAAACGAAAUUAG
This is a messenger RNA of Cephus cinctus (wheat stem sawfly), 4872 nucleotides long. Its product is annotated as cilia- and flagella-associated protein 43-like. The transcript has a single exon. Lineage: Eukaryota; Metazoa; Arthropoda; Insecta; Hymenoptera; Cephidae. Gene Ontology annotation, biological process: cilium assembly. The coding region runs from base 1 to 4872 and encodes 1623 amino acids. Gene Ontology annotation, molecular function: protein binding. Gene Ontology annotation, cellular component: axoneme. The record is from RefSeq and is a predicted model, not a curated record.